UAUUGAUAUCGCUUUUAGCAAGAAAGGUCCAGGAGCUGAAUCUGAGUCUGAAACAGAAGAGAUGACUGACAAUAAACGACUUCUAACUCCCAGCAACAAUUGCAAAGCUUGUAGCAUUGUAUUAGUAAACUGGUAUAUCGAUAUAUCUGUAGUUGUGUAGUUGUCUUUUUGCAUCUUUGAUUAGGAUUUAAGCUCCAAUUCAAACUCAACCGUUUUCCUCAGAGCUGAAGCAAAAAGAACUGAGUUGGAGACAAUAAAGACCUGUUAUUCUGUUUCACAGAGCUCUCUCAUACAACAGCAGAAUGAGUGUGCAAAAGAGAUUGAACGAUUUGCCUGAUGUUGAUUUCAGUUCUCAGGAUGUCUUUGAGACUUCUUCCAUAAGCUCAAAUGAAGAGGAGGUUCUAUCAAUCAACCAUCCAGAUAUUUCACCACUCUUAUCCUCCAUAACGACGAACAAUGAGGAUAUUGACAACAGCAACAUAAUAAGCAAUUUAUCAAACUCAAAGUUUUUCUUUGGAACCAAAUUCAUAUCAAAUUCCAAUACAGAUUUUUCUGAUAGUUUGAAUAAACACAGCAGAAUCAAAUCUAGCUACGAAAUUUUUGAAGUGGAAGAAACUUAUGAUGAAAAGUUAUUACGAAUUGAGAGAGAACUAAAAGAGUUGAGGGCCUUGAAAGAGCUUGAGUUAGACAAAACAAAUAAAAUCCAACCAACCGAAGAUAUUGAUAUAAAAAAAGUUAAUUCAUUGAAUGAGCUUUUGACAAAACUCAAUCAAAUAGAUAAGAAAACAGAGGAAAACAAUGAAAAAGAUAAGGAUGAAAGUGUUGACAGUAUAUCAAAUAAAAUAAAAGAUUUGGAAAUUGAUAUUAAAAAAGGAAAAGAAAGUACCAAUGCUAGUGUUGGCAUUGAUAUUAAAUCAAUCAACAAUCAACUAAAUCAGAAGCUUAAAAAUUGUGUCAAACCUGGUGAGGUGGUUGCUUUAGAAAAGAGAAUUUAUCAGUUGGAAAAAAUAAUUGGUUACAAUGAUAAUUUAGAUCUUUUAAAUUUGAAUGUUGAUUCCAAUUCUGAAAAUAAUGAUUCAAAUAAAUCUGAUUUGAAUUCGAAGUUGAAUUCGUUUAACAAUAUAGAAUAUUUGAUUAAUCAAUUGAAUAGGAGGUUUAAUUUAUUAUUAGGUGAAGAUAAUGAUGAUCAUGAUCAUGAUGGUGAUGACAAUGAAAAUGACAAUGACAAGAAUAGUAAUUCAAAAGCUAAAAAAGAUCAAAAGACAAUACUAAAUAAUAUUCUAAAAAAGAUUGAAACGAUACAUGAUAAAACAAUAAAUAGUUCAAGAAGAAUUGGAUCUAGUAAUUUUUCGAUUCCUCCAAUGGGUUCAAAUAUGAAUCAAUUUUUAGUGUAUAAUGAUAACAAUACGAUUGGGAACACUGCUACUAUUAACAAUAAUAAUGAGGAUAACUUUGAGGAUUAUAGUGAUAAAAAUAAUAAAAUUUCAGAUUCUGAGCUUAAAAGGAUCAAUAAAUUAUUUAAUUUAAUUAAUCCGGAGUUGAGUACAACCAAUUUAAAUUCCAUAGUUUUGCCACUAAUUAAAAGAUUGAACUCGUUGAAUUCGAUUUAUCUUGAUAUGAAUUCAACAGUCAAGUUAGGUAAAGAUGUAGAUAAUGUUAUUUAUAAUUUAAAUGAGGAUUAUAAUAAAUGGGAUAAGAAACUAGAUGAAAUUAAAGAAAACUUGGUUAAAGAGGAGGAAACUUUCAUUAAAAAUAAAAAAGAAAUAGAAUCAUGGGUAAAGGCCCUUGAAGGUAGAAUCGAUAGAAUUACUACGGAUUGAUCCAAUAGAUAGAUAAUUUGAAUGAUUAUAACUAUAAUUUGAUUUUUUAAAAGGAAAAAAUAUGUAUGAUUUUAAAUAAUAAAAAUUUUAAUCAAA
Ascoidea rubescens DSM 1968 is the source of this 1916-nucleotide messenger RNA. RefSeq lists its product as uncharacterized. Lineage: Eukaryota; Fungi; Ascomycota; Saccharomycetes; Ascoideales; Ascoideaceae. The transcript has a single exon. Bases 303 to 1820 code for a protein of 505 amino acids. Gene Ontology annotation, cellular component: dynactin complex; cytoplasm. Gene Ontology annotation, biological process: mitotic spindle organization. The record is from RefSeq and is a predicted model, not a curated record.